Messenger RNA from Cryptococcus wingfieldii CBS 7118, 888 nucleotides. Its product is annotated as dihydroceramidase. NCBI's taxonomy places the organism in Eukaryota, Fungi, Basidiomycota, Tremellomycetes, Tremellales, Cryptococcaceae. Gene Ontology annotation, biological process: ceramide biosynthetic process; ceramide catabolic process. Bases 1 to 888 code for a protein of 295 amino acids. The record is from RefSeq and is a predicted model, not a curated record. The transcript has 7 exons. Gene Ontology annotation, cellular component: endoplasmic reticulum membrane.
AUGGGUGCUUUCGAUGGGCUCAGAGGCGACCAGGCGACAUCAGGAUUUUGGGGAGAACAUACGAGUACAAUCGACUGGUGCGAGAACAACUACACCCACACUCGCUACAUUGCCGAGUUUGUCAACACGCUCUCCAACCUCCCGUCCAUCCUCAUCGGCUUUUACGGCGCCUACGCAGUCCUGCAGAACAAGCUGCCUAAACGGUUCGCGAUAUGCUAUCUGGGUCUGAGCAUGAUAGGGCUGGGCAGCUUUGGGUUCCACGCGAGUCUGAAGUGGGAGUGGCAGUUGAUGGAUGAGUUGCCAAUGAUCUAUGUCGUCUCUUACGCGGCAUACCUCGUGCUCGACACUCGUCCUGGAUGGGAACCACGGUUCGGCGUCUGGGGACCAUUGGUGAUGUUGGCCUGGGACGUGUUUGUGACGGUGUCAUACAUCUGUCUCCCGAACCCGGUCUACCACCAAGUCGCGUUCGCCUCCAUCCUUAUCACUUCGACCCUCCGGACGCUCGUGCUCAUCCUCAAGCGUCUUCCCGAGGGCCACCCGGCCAGAGCGAUAAUAGGCAAGCUCAUGGGAUGGGGCGUGGGCAUCUUUGCGGCGGGCUUUGCGAUUUGGAAUAUCGACAAUAUUUUCUGUGAACAGUUCAGGGACAUACGGGCUGCUAUAGAGCCGUUUGACUUUUUGGUACAAGGACAUUCAUAUUGGCAUUACAUGACUGGCUACGGAGCGUAUUUGAUCUUUACGGCUUCGAUAUACCUCCACUGCCUGAUCAAGGACGACCCGGACGCGUACUGUAUCACCGGCUACUGGCUCCCCAUGAUCAAGCGCAAAGCGACCAUGACCCCCAAGCACGGCGAGAAGAUGACUUUGGCUCCUACCGAGAAGCUGGACUAG